Molecule: messenger RNA, 828 nt
Organism: Triticum turgidum subsp. durum (durum wheat)
Lineage: Eukaryota; Viridiplantae; Streptophyta; Magnoliopsida; Poales; Poaceae
Source: the annotation of a GenBank genome assembly
AUGGGCGCGGGUGCAGCGGGGCUGGACGUGGCGGGGGCCGUGCCCGCCAAGCGGAGGCGGGCGCUGGCGGCCAAGACCAGAGGGGGCAGGCCGCGGCAAGCGAGGAGGCGCGCGCAGCGGCCGACGGCGCUGCAGCGGCUCUUCCGGGCCUGCCGCGCCGUCUUCAAGGGCCCCGGCACCGUGCCCGCGCCCCCCAAGGUCGCCCUGCUCCGGGCCAUGCUCGACAGAAUGAGGCUUGAGGACGUUGGCCUGAGCCCACACAGGUUCAUCAGGACUAGGGAUAAUGCGGCCCAAGGGAACCUAACCAUCACACAGCGUAUCAUAUACAAAUCUAAUAAUUUUUCGAUGGUCAUCUUCCACCUGCCGCAGAAUGCGGUGAUCCCUCUACACAAUCACCCCGGGAUGACGGUGUUCAGCAAGCCGCUCAUCGGGUCCAUGCAUGUAAAGUCGUAUGACUGGGCUGAUCCUGAUUAUCCAGCCGCUUUAUCGCCCGACGAUCAACAACUGAGAUUGGCAGAGCUGGUUGUGGACGAUGUUUUCACGGCGCCCUGCGACACGUCUGUCCUCUACCCGACGGCGGGAGGCAACAUGCACCAGUUCACGGCCAUCACGCCGUGCGCCAUCCUCGACAUCCUUGGCCCCCCUUACUCCAUAGAGGAGGACCGAGAUUGCACGUACUACGCGGAUGUUCCCUACUCCUCCCAGCAUCCCAUGACCGACAAUGAGCAAGAAGGCCCGCGCCUCGCGUGGCUGAAAGAGGUUGAGAUGCCGGGGGAUCUGGAGAUGUGCACCGUCCUGUACACCGGCCCGCCAAUCUCCGACAGGUGA